AUGCCAAGCUCAGAGGGCCCGGAAGGUGGAGGCAAGCCCCUGGCUGCUGAGCCGGAGAAGGAAGGGCCGCUGCUGCCGCCGUUGCCGAGCUCAGCACCCCACACUCAGGGUGUCCCGAGUGGGGAGCCGCCGGCCUCCUGUGCUGUCCCUGGGGAGAAGCCGCCGUCGGAGGACCCCGGAGCAAUGAGCGGGGCUGAUGCUGCUGGGGGGUCCGAGGCUGUCCACAGGCAGAGGGCCCAGCCUCAGGGAGAAGGGUGCCCCCUCCCUAGCAGAGAGGCCAAGGCCGGGAAGAGGCCUCUCUCUCCAGGCUCCACCGGUGAUCCGGCCUCACGGUCGCCUCCCUCGGCCCAGACCACACACAACCCGGUGCCUUGUGGGUCAGGCCGGGGGUCCUGCCACCUGGCCAACCUCCUCAGCACAUUGGCCCAGAACAGCCAGAACACGGACCCGAAGAGGCCCCCAGAAGUGACCUGCCAGGCUCGGAAAAAGACUAGAACCCUGUACCGCUCAGACCAGCUGGAGGAGCUGGAAAGGCUAUUCCAAGCAGACCACUACCCGGACAGCGAUAAGCGCCGGGAGAUUGCCCAGGCGGUGGGGGUCACCCCCCAGCGCAUCAUGGUAAAAAGGGGGCCGGCCAGUGCUGGUGGAGGGGGCUGGGGACCGGCAGGACCCGCCUCAGCCUCUGCCCCGCUUCUCCAGCCCUUCAGGUGUCUCUCCCCACAGGUGUGGUUCCAGAAUCGCAGGGCCAAGUGGCGGAAAGUGGAGAAGCUGAACGGGAAGGAGAGCAAGGGCGGUGCGGCAGCCCCCGCCCCCGGCCCCCUCCCCGUCCCGGCCAGCGGUCAGUGCAGCGCCGGCACUGAGGUGCCUCCUGCUGCGCCCAUGGACCCGCAGCUGGGCACCUUCCCUCAGGAGCCCCCUCUGGACACUCUCCCAGAUGCCCCCAUGCUGCUGACGUCUGACCAGACUCUGGCCCCAGCCCCGCAGACUGGGGGUGCUCAGAGGGUGCCAGUCACCCCUCCCCUCUUCAGCCCCCCACCCGUUCAGAGAGCCAGCCUUCCCUUCCCCUUCGGCCCCAUGCACACCCCCCAGCUGACGCCCCUGCUGAUGGAUGCUCUUGGCAGUGACAGCAGCCACAAGGAUGGCUUCUGUGGGUCCUGGGGAAUGAGUGUCACACCACCCCCCACCUGCUCUUACCUGGAAGAGCUGGAGCCCCAGGACUACCCUCAGGGGCUGUCCCAGGUCCCUCAGGCGCCACAGACCCAGCUCUUCCAGACCCCGCCGACCCAGCUGCCGUACCUGCACCCGCUGGCCUUCCCCUCGCCCAGCUCGCUGACGCCGCCACUUCUGGAGGACCCUUUCUUCCCACUGCCCUACGGCCCCGGUGGGGGGGCCUCGCAGGGCUACUUCCCAGCGCCCCCAGGAGGGCAGGGCCUGCUGCAGCCGCCUGCCGGGAACCUGGGUACAGUCCCCUGGAAUGACCCUUGCCUGCCGGAACUGCCCUUCCCCGGACCCUUCUGGCCACAAACCCUGGGGCAGCCCCCAGGAGGGGACAGCUACUUUCCCGACCUGUUCCUGGCUCCCUGCGCUCAGGCUGGGACCCGACAGCCCUCUCCACCCAGCCGGCUGCCUGCAGGCGCCCCACCUGGGGCUGGGCCCUCCCUCAGCGGGGGCCCGGAGGAGCCUCCCCUGCCCCCCGCUGCCUCGGAGCAGGGCCGAGAGGAGGACAAGGACAGCCAGGGCCCCUAGUCCUGGGGCCACGCCAGAGGGAGGCUGCUCCAAGGGGGAGGGUUGGGGCGCCCCCAGGGGGACAGCGGGUGACACCUUAGGAAAGACUGGGCUGUGCCUGUGGUGGGAGUCGGCUGCCUCCCCUCUGUGGGCUGAGCGAGGGGCUGGCCCUCCCUCUUCUCCAGGCCUCGGUGGUGGGUGGUGCUGAAGGACGUGGGGGGCCUGGAUCACUUCUGAAGUCUGUGCCAUUUAUGUUGCUUGCU
Messenger RNA from Artibeus jamaicensis (Jamaican fruit-eating bat), 1988 nucleotides. RefSeq names its product NOBOX oogenesis homeobox (gene NOBOX). Gene Ontology annotation, biological process: regulation of transcription by RNA polymerase II. Gene Ontology annotation, molecular function: DNA-binding transcription factor activity, RNA polymerase II-specific; RNA polymerase II cis-regulatory region sequence-specific DNA binding. The coding region runs from base 1 to 1746 and encodes 581 amino acids. The transcript has 8 exons. Lineage: Eukaryota; Metazoa; Chordata; Mammalia; Chiroptera; Phyllostomidae. The record is from RefSeq and is a predicted model, not a curated record.